Molecule: messenger RNA, 1209 nt
Organism: Prunus mume (Japanese apricot)
Lineage: Eukaryota; Viridiplantae; Streptophyta; Magnoliopsida; Rosales; Rosaceae
Source: RefSeq, a predicted model, not a curated record
AUGAAGAACAGAAAGUUCAACAAACUCAAACAAAAAUACUUUGAAGAUAAUGGUGGCUUAUUUUUAAAGCAAGAACUGGCCAGUUAUGCUGGAUCUGUUCGGACAGCAGCCAGAAUUUUUACUGAAGAAGAACUUAAAAAGGCCACAAACAAUUAUCAUGUAAGCGGAAAAAUUGGUGAAGGAGGCUAUGGAACUGUUUACAAAGGAAUACUGUCAAAUGAACAAGUGGUUGCCAUAAAGAAGUCCAAAGCUAGUGCCCCAAUUACCGAGAGUAAGCAAUUUGUUAACGAGGUGAUUGUUCUUUCUCAAAUCCACCAUAAAAAUGUUGUGAGACUGCUAGGUUGUUGUUUGGAGACCCAAACACCAAUAUUGGUUUACGAGUUCAUCGCCCAUGGCACUCUUUAUGAGCACAUUCAUAGGAAAAACAACAAAGGAACAUCACCCUUUUCAUUGCCAUUACGAUUGAAGAUAGCAUCAGAUACAGCAGAGGCACUAGCUUACUUGCACUACUCCACUUCUACCCCGAUCAUACACCGAGAUGUGAAAGCAACAAAUAUACUAUUAGACGAAAACUACACGGCAAAAGUAUCCGAUUUUGGAGCUUCACGAUUGGUUCCUGAUCAAGAUGAAGACAAACUAUCAACUUUUGUGCAAGGGGCAGUCGGAUACUUAGACCCUGAAUAUCUUCAGUCAAACAUACUAACAGAAAAGAGUGACGUCUAUAGUUUCGGAGUUGUCCUAGUGGAGCUACUCACAAGCCAAAGGGCUCUUCGUUUUGAAAAGCCUGAGGAAGAGAGAAACCUAGCAAAAGUCUUUGUUUCCUUGUUGGACUCGGAUCGCUUGGGUCAAAUUCUUGAUGAUGAAAUAGUGGAGGGACACUUUGAGAGAGUCACAAAAGUGGCCGAUCUGGCAAAAAGAUGCUUAAGGCUAAGAGGGGAAGAAAGGCCGUCCAUGAAAGAAGUAGCUGCAGAGCUCGAUGGAUUAGUGCCAACUAUGGAACUGUAUCCAAGUGGAGGAAAGCCUAGUUUCCCUCGAACUCAGAAAGAUACCGACUACUUGCUUGGGUCACCUGUUUCAAGCUCUUCCUUUGUGGAUAUCAGAGGUGAGGGUGAUGCUGGUAGUUAUAGUAGUAUUUUAAUCAGUGCAGAUUAUGAGAGGAGCAUGCAAAAUCAAAUCCAGAUGGUAACGCCUUAUGGAGAUGGGCGAUAA